AUGUCAGUAUGGCAGGAUUGGAUAAUUGGCCUGGCCUCUCUUUUCCCUCAGAAUGAACAGAAUAGUUACGCGACGGCGACAGUGAUGGAAAUUCUGCGGUGUUUGCUCUUCUACGCUCUCCGCUUUGAAUUUGGUGGUUGGCGAGUGUGGAUCGACACUUUGGCCAUUCUCCAUUCUCGUAUUUCCUUUGAGCAGUUUCGACGAGCUACGCAUCAGCAGGUUUGUUCACACUUUCUGGAUGCGCCUCAUUAG
Molecule: messenger RNA, 252 nt
Organism: Rodentolepis nana
Lineage: Eukaryota; Metazoa; Platyhelminthes; Cestoda; Cyclophyllidea; Hymenolepididae
Source: the annotation of a GenBank genome assembly